Messenger RNA from Symbiodinium sp. CCMP2456, 1761 nucleotides. The record is from the annotation of a GenBank genome assembly. Lineage: Eukaryota; Dinophyceae; Suessiales; Symbiodiniaceae.
AUGGCCUGCUGCGCCUCAGAGCAAAUCCUGGAUAGCACGGACUGCCACGAAUCUUGGGAGAGAGACGAUCUGAUUUUACAGAGUUCCAGCCAGCGGAAUUCAGCCCAGAGCCGUCCCAUGGCGUGCUGCACAUCAGAGCAAGUCCUGGCCAGCGCAGACAGUCCCGAUUCUUGGGACAGAGAUGACCUCAAGGAGAUGAUCCGACAGAACCAUGAAAUCCUCAUGCGCGAGCUGUACAAGCAGCAGGAAGCUUUGUACAAGCUUCAUUGCUGGAGCCAGGACGUGCCUUUGCUCGGUCGCCCACGGGCAACAUCCAAGUCUCACAGCAUGAAGAAGGCGCCGACGGCCAACAGCCGGGAUGCUGGCGGCGAUAGUGAGCUGGUGCAGGUCGAGGUGGAGUCUGAGAGUCCGGGCUUCUCGCCGUCCUCGCGCUUGGCGAAGAAGGUCCAGGCAAAGACGGGAGCGAACAAGAAAAAGGAUGCCAACCCAGAGCAGACUUUCCGGGGCCGGCUGCGGAGUUUCGUGGCCGACGGUCCGCUGGAUGUGCUCGCAGGCUUCAUAAUUCUGGUCAACGCGAUCGUCCUCAUGGUCGAGAUGCAGAUUCGAGCGGGUUAUGCCCAAGAAAUUCUGGGCAUCUCGUUCAUAAGUAUGUAUCCGACGAUACCCCAGACUGUCGACCGGCCAGAGAUCUUCGAAACCAUCGAAUACAUCUUUCUGGCCUUCUAUGUCUGCGAGAUGCUGACACGAGUUGUGGUGCUGCGGAAGAGUUGGUUCUAUACCGCGGAGGAGGGCCUGAUCUGGGGCAACUAUUUCGAUGCCAUGAUUGUGGUCUUUGGCGUGGUGGACGUCUUGGUCCAGAAAGUAGCACUGCCACAAGAAGGAGAGACCCAUUUUGGCGCGGUCCUUCUCCGCCUGCUCAAAGUCUUCAAGUUGACGAAGACGCUGCGACUGGUCCGUGUGAUGCAGCUCUUCGCCCAGCUGCGCAGCAUGGUGGACACCUUCUUUGCGAGCCUGUCCUCGCUAUUCUGGUCCAUGAUCAUGUUGCUGGUCUGCAUGCUGAUUGCGGCACUGAUUCUGUGCGAGUCUGUCGUACCCCUGAUUGUUGAGACUUCAACGACCAUCGGCAUCGAUCGGCGGGAGUGGCUCUUCAUCCGCUACGGCAGCUUCUUCCGGGCGAUGUACACCAUGUUCGAGAUCACGUUCAGCGGCGGAUGGCCGGGGCUCGUGCGACCUCUGGUGGACGAAGUCAGCGUUCUCUUCGUCAUUCCAACCUUGAUCUACGUCGUUGCCAUCGUCUUCGCUGCACUGCGACUCAUUACGGCGCUCUUUGUUCGGUCGACGAUGCAAGUUCUGAACGAUGACGCUGCUGCGGCCAUCCUCGAGCGAAUGCGGCGGUCGGCUGAGUUGCAGGACCAACUCCACCGGGACAAGCUGCUACAGGUCUUCAACGAUGCCGAUGCCGAUGGAGAUGGAUAUCUGACUCUCAAGGAGUUCGAGCGGAUGUUGACGCUUCCGGAGAUCAAGCACUACCUAAGCGUGCUGGACAUGGACGUUCGUGAUGCCCGGAUGUUGUUCCACCUUCUCGAUGACGGGGACGACAUUCAUGGAGCUCUGUCAGUGCAGGAGUUUUGCGAAGGAAUCGCAAAAGUGCGCGGCAACGCGAAAUCCGCCGACAUGGUUCUCCUUCUGCACGAGACCGGAAAGGUGCGGAAAGAGUGCCAGGCCGCCGUUCGGGUGCAGGGCUUAUGGCUUAGUAGCUGA